AUGAAGCCGCCGCAAAAGCAACAACAACAACAACAACAACUGACUACAAAGUCGGACAACAGGAAGAAACAUAAAAAAGGAGGAGGCAUAAGCGAUCGAUCGUUCGCGGAGAAGAACAUGACGAUAAUUGAAGGGAAAGAAGAGAAGAAGAAGAGAGAAGGAGAAGUGGAAGAGGAAGAGGAGGAGGAGGAAGCGAGAGACUCGAUCAAAGCGUGGGAGGAGAAAAACUCGAAUCCGGGAUGGAACGUGGUGGAAUCGAGUUGUCCUCUGAGCGAAGAGCAAGUGCGCGAGGUGGAGGCGUACUUUUUGGCCGGGAAGAAGCGAGGAAGGUUGGUACCGAAAUACGCGCUGUAUCUUUUGGACGAGGACGAAGAGGAAGAAGAAGAAGAAGGAGGAGGAGGAAGAGUCGCCCGAGAAAAGCACCAUUUCGGUUCGAAGAAUAAACUCGGCGUGGCGAUUCCAGGCGUCGGCGCCAACGUCGUCGAUGCGAAGAGACUUAUUUUGUCGACAACUGUGUCACGAUCUGUCUUUAUGAAACUUUUUGACGAGAAGAUUGAAGAGAAGAUUAAAGUGAGCGACGCGCAGUGCCUGAAGAAAGAAACGAAAGCGCUCGCAAAGUUUCUCGCGAAAUCGAUCGCAACGGUGGCGAUAUUGCCAGUGGGAAAAAGAAUUACCAGAGAAGCGUAUCAGAAAAUGCAAAAAGAAAUCUUUUGCGUCGUUAGAGGUUACUCGCAAAAGAACGUGAAACACGCGUCGGAACAUCACAUCGGGCCGAGCGCGCGACGUUCCGAACAGACGCAUCCAGUUUGA
Messenger RNA from Bathycoccus prasinos, 810 nucleotides. RefSeq lists its product with no specific name. The coding region runs from base 1 to 810 and encodes 269 amino acids. The transcript has a single exon. Lineage: Eukaryota; Viridiplantae; Chlorophyta; Mamiellophyceae; Mamiellales; Bathycoccaceae. The record is from RefSeq and is a predicted model, not a curated record.